Messenger RNA from Solea solea (common sole), 10363 nucleotides. RefSeq names its product APC regulator of WNT signaling pathway 2 (gene apc2). Gene Ontology annotation, cellular component: catenin complex; cytoplasmic microtubule; beta-catenin destruction complex. NCBI's taxonomy places the organism in Eukaryota, Metazoa, Chordata, Actinopteri, Pleuronectiformes, Soleidae. Gene Ontology annotation, molecular function: microtubule binding; beta-catenin binding; gamma-catenin binding. The transcript has 14 exons. The record is from RefSeq and is a predicted model, not a curated record. Gene Ontology annotation, biological process: negative regulation of microtubule depolymerization; negative regulation of canonical Wnt signaling pathway; regulation of cell differentiation. Bases 774 to 8333 code for a protein of 2519 amino acids.
UCAGCUCCUCGUCAUGUUUCGAUGAGUCAGGAUUUUAGAACAAUAAUCUGUGAGUGUCACAGCACAGACUCACACUGAUGCCAUUUCCUCCUCCUCCUCUGCUAUGCCUGGAGGAUGUGGUUGCCAUGGUAACCAGACAGUCUCAGAGGACACACAGAGGAGUGGAGGAUGGGAGGGUCUUUGUUUAGAGACAAAAGCAGAAUCACUUUAUUAUUGUUGAUGAUUUGUGAGUGAAUAAAUGAGCAGAUUAAGAUCAAGGCUCAGGAUUAUUCAUGUCUUCAUGACACGAUUCCUUCAGUGUUCAUGGUCUUUGUCCUCUGGAGAGACGAGGGACAGACAGUGUCUCUGAUUAUUGUCUGUGCCUCUGGAGACAAAGAGUGGACGUGUGUCCAUGUGUCUCUCGGUCUCUCUCUGAUCGCCCUGCUCUGUCAUCUCAGAUUGGGGUCACAAACCUCCGACUGUUCGUCUCCAUAGCAACAGCACUGUUACUGAUCCACCUUCAUUUGAUUCAUUUUCCACGUGGGUGGAGUUUCUUACCCAGCAUGCUCUGCUGCCACUGCAGUGUGUGUGUGUGAGAGGCAGAAAGAGACAUCUCUUGAUGUAGAUGAGUGGUCAGAGUGAGGGGGAGGGGCAUGUUACUAUGGUAACAUCAAUAUCUCUGAGCUCAUUGAUGGGAAACAUUUAAAAACAGUCUCAUAUUUAUUUAUUUUUGUUUGUUUUCUCAGAUCUUUUACAGAGAACGCACAGAAUAUGGGGCGCUGCACCAUGUGAACAUGGCCAACGCUUCUUACGAUCAGCUGGCCCACCAGGUGGAGGCGCUCCGCAAGGAGAACUCCCACCUGCGGAGGGAGCUGGAGGACAAUUCCAACCAUCUGUUCAAACUGGAGACGGAGACAUUCGGCAUGAAGGAGGUGCUGAAGCAGCUGCAGAGUAAACUGGAGCAGGAGGCGGGAACUCUGGCAUCAUCAGGGCGGAGCGAUGUUCUGCACCAGCUGACAGAGCUCCACAUGGACCUCACCAAGUACUACGAGCUCAAACAUCAGCCUCACAACCUGAGGCUGCUGCCGGGCACUCUGGGAGGGGCAGGGAGCGGCAGUGUUGUAGGGGCGGAGAUUGAAGACCACCUGGCUCUGCCUCUGUCCUCCUGCUCCUCCUUGUCCUCGGUGGCGCCCGUGAACCGGGCCAGGAGUCCACUCAGAUCCUCGUCCCGUCAGAGCGACGCGUCCGCGGGCGAGGCCACCGCCCUCAUGCUGCCGCAUCACUUCCUGGACGGAGCCCCGCCCAAAACAGCUGUGAUCAGCGGCGCAGACGGUCGACUGAGCGACCACCACCUGGAGGAGCUGUACAAGGAGAGGAACCUGCUGUUGGGGGAAAUCGACCGUGAGGAGAGAGAGCGAUGUUGGUUCUUCAGCCAGCUGGAGGCGCUGUCACAGAGACUGACACACCUGCCACGGAUCGACACAUUCUCACUGCAGAUGGAUCUGAUCCGACAGCAGCUGGAGUUCGAGGCCCAGCAGCUCCGCUCUGUGAUGGAGGAAAGAUUUGGGACGAGCGACGAGAUGGUUCAGAGGACGCAGAUGCGUGUCGCUCGUCUGGAGCAGCUGGAGAAGGAACUGCACGAGGUCCAAGGGAGUCAGGAGAGUCAGUUACAGCUGUCUGGAGCUGAGAAGCCCCCUGCUGGAGAACCGGAGAACAACACGUCAUCGUCUUCAGCUGCAGCAGGAACAGAAGCUGCAGGAGACGGCGGCAGCAAGGUGGAGAUGGUUUUCUGGUUGCUCUCCAUGCUCGCCAACAGAGACAAGGAGGAGAUGUCCCGGACUCUGCUGGUGCUGUCCAGCUCUCAGGACAGCUGCAUCGCCAUGAGGAAGUCCGGCUGCGUUCCUCUGCUGGUCCAGAUCCUGCACGAAGCUCCGGGCGGCCCCGGAGGCGGUCCUGGAGAGACAACAGUGUCCUGCAGCCGAGAAGCUAAAUCCAGAGCCAGUGCCGCUCUCCACAACAUCAUCUACUCCCAGCAGGACGAGGGCCAGGCCCGGCGGGAGAUGCGGGUCCUGCACUUGCUGGAGCAGAUCCGGACCUACUGCGACAGUGGCUGGGACUGGAUCGAGAACCACACCGGGACACCUUCACCUGGAGGAAGCAGAACCAGUGAUAUUCCUGAACCUGUGGAGCCACAGAUCUGCCAGGCCAUGUGCGCCAUCAUGAAGCUGUCGUUUGAAGAAGAGUACCGACGUGCCAUGAAUGAAUUAGGCGGCCUGCAGGUGGUGGCAGAUCUGAUUCACCUGGACCAGGACAUGUACGGCAUGCAGAAUGACCCUAUCAACAUGGCGCUGCGACGAUACGCUGGGAUGGCGAUGACCAACCUCACGUUUGGAGACGUCGUCAAUAAGGCGACGCUGUGCUCGAAGAAGAGCUGUCUCCAGGCUCUGGUGGCUCAGCUGUCGUCAGACAGUGAGGAGCUGCAUCAAGUGGUCUCCAGCAUCCUGAGGAACCUGUCCUGGAGAGCAGACAUCAGCAGCAAGAGAGUUCUACGAGACAUCGGCUGUGUUUCUGCGCUGAUGACCUGCGCGUUGCAGGCCACCAAGGAGUCGACCCUGAAGAGUCUUCUGAGCGCUCUGUGGAACAUGUCGGCUCACAGCAUCGACAACAAGGUGGCCAUCUGCUCUGUAGAUGGCGCUCUGGGCUUCCUGGUCAGUACACUGACGUACCGAUGUCAGACCAACUCGCUGGCCAUCAUCGAGAGCGGAGGUGGAAUUCUCCGAAACGUUUCGAGUCUGAUCGCUGCUCGAGAAGACUACAGGCAAAUCCUCAGGGACCACAACUGCCUCCAGACUCUGCUGCAGCACCUGCGCUCCCACAGCCUGACCAUCGUCAGCAACGCCUGCGGGACACUCUGGAACCUUUCAGCCCGGAGUCCAAAAGACCAGGAGUUGCUGUGGGACCUCGGAGCAGUUAGCAUGCUGCGCAACCUCAUCCACUCUAAGCACAAGAUGAUAGCCAUGGGCAGUGCUGCAGCUCUGAGGAACCUCCUCACCAACCGACCGCUGAAAUAUAAGGAUGCUGCAGUAGUGUCCCCCGGCUCCUGCAUGCCCUCACUCUACAUGAGGAAACAGAAGGCUUUGGAGGCAGAGCUGGAUGCAAAACACCUGGCAGAGACCUUUGACACCCUUGAGAGACAGAGCCCCAAGCACCUAACCCUCAAUAAGCCACUUCGGCACAUUGAAAGUCUGGCGAAAGACUAUGCAUCUGAUUCUGGUUGUUUUGAUGAUGAUGAGGCUCCAAACGUCUCCAGUAGCUUGGAAACUGGCAGCUUCUCCAUGCUGUCCAUGUUCCUCACCAACUCAAACUUCUUACAAAACCAGCCUCGUAAGAGAGACAGUGAACCUGAAAGAGAUGUGGACCACCAUCAGAUGAUCGAGAAGAGACAUGCGCCCUCUGAUGAUGUGGUAUCUGCUGCUGCAGAGAAGCUGGCAAAAAAGAUUACCAACACAGUUGCCAAGAUCGACAGGUUAGUGGAGGACAUCACCAUGCACACGUCCUCAGAGGACAGUCUGAGCUUCAGCUCGGAGGAUCACCUGGCGGACUGGCCUUAUGGUCUUGAUGAACUCAAUGAAGCCCGAGCACAAUCAUGCUCCCCCUGUCACCUCUCUGAUACCAGCAGUCUGGCUCACAGAGAACGUCUCACUCGAGCCCACGCACUGUUGCGCCUCAAAACCGCCCACACAAGUGUCUCAACGGACAGUCUGAACAGUGGCAGCACCAGUGACGGCUACUGUGGCAGCAAAGACCAAAUACAACCUGCUCCAAGACCCCUAAUUGUACCACAGCAAAGACCCAACCAGCUCGAUCUCAAGGUGGCUCAUCAACAAUAUCUUAAUGUAGGACCUGGUGUCCUCAAUGAGACAAGCCAGCAAGAUAUUCCAGAGAGAGAUUCUGUGGACAACAAAGAUGUAAAAGCUCUUGAGCUCAGCAACAUGGAUGCAGAAAAGAACCAGGAUCAACCCGUGCAAACACCUGUGAGUGUGUCCACUAAGGUCUCCUCUGAUGUCAGCAUGACAUCCAUUAAACUGUCACCAUCUUAUCAACAGGUUCCACUCAUUCAAAGUGUGGCCAAAUUUGGUGUGGCAAAGACGGCGAUUAAUGUCCAGGCUGCCCAGGCAAUGAGGAGACAAGCAUGGGUUCCUACUGUGAUGACUGGGGGGAGCAUCACAAAAUUUUCACCAAUGGCGUCCACUAGAAGUCCAACCAUCGGGACGAUGGAGACAGUUCAAAAAUACUCAGUGGAGAACACGCCAAUCUGCUUCUCUCGCUGCAGUUCAUUGUCUUCCCUGUCUUCUGGGGACGGAGCCCUGGACGGACAAAGUGAAAAUGAACUGGAGAGUGACUCCUCUUUGGAAAUAAUUGAAGUGGAGGAUGGAGAAGUGGUGAAGAGAGAUGACGAGGAUGAAACCCUGGAGGAUCUGAGCGACAGCCAACUGCUGAUGACGGACUCCAAAACCUUCCCAUGCAAGGAGACAGAUCCCAUUGAAAUUCCCUGUCCUGCCAAAAGGGAAAAAGUUUUCCUCAGAGGGACUUCACCUGCUGUGCUUGAAGACAGAUCUCCAUCCAGUUCAUCUGACAAUUACAUACAUGAAACACCACUGGUAAUGAGUCGCUGUAGCUCGGUCAGUUCCCUGGGCAGUUUUGAGUCUCACUCUAUUGCCAGUUCAAUCCAAAGCGACCCAUGCAGUGAGAUGAUCGAUGGGACUAUAAGUCCCAGUGAUCUACCCGACAGCCCUGGACAAACAAUGCCUCCCAGCCGAAGUAAAACUCCAUGUUGUGUUGAGUCAAACGGACCAGAGACACAGGCCUCAGGAAUAACGGGCCAGUGGGAAAGUAGCCUGCGGAAGUUCAUGGAGAUCACAGACAAGGAGAGGUUUAACCUUCCUCCUGACCUUGACACAAUGAUCUACUUCACUGUGGAAAAGCCAACUGAGAACUUCUCUUGUGCUUCAAGCCUAAGUGCUCUGCCUCUCCAUGAACACUAUAUACAGAAAGACGUAGAGCUGAAAUUAACUCCCCUCCUCCAGCAAAAUGACAAAGACCUUCCCUUCCCUGAUGAGGAUGAGCAAGGGCUCGACCACGGAGAGAGAUACAGUGAAGGCAAUUCAGACGAUGAUAUAGAAAUCUUAAAGGAAUGCAUCAACUCUGCAAUGCCCUCCAGGUUCAGAAAAGUGAGAUCUUCCCUAAUGACCACAAUCCCUUCGCAUAUUCUCAAUUCCCAUAUCCGAAAACAAAUCCAUCUUCCUGUGUACAUGAUGCUCCCGAAUGGCAAAACACAAAUGUGUCCUGGAAGGCGAAUUGUCAUCCCACAAAAGGACUUGAGGUUUGAUGAUUCAUCCCUCACUGAUUCUGCAGAACAUACCCCUGUUAACUUCUCCAGCACAACAUCGUUAAGUGAUGAAACACUCCAGUAUCCAGUAAAAGAGAGGGGGGCUAAAGACUGUACAGCUAAAGGUAUGAACAGACAGGAAGUGCUUGAUGACGAGGCAAAGAGGAUUGAAGACUUGCGGAUAUUCUCACACUUCCACAAACCCAACAGGACUAAUCAGCCACCUGAGAUACAAAUGAAUCGAACAACAAAACACGUCAUACCCACUCAGAGGGUGUUGAUGCAGAGCAAAGAAGUCGCUGACAGAGUGGCAAGCCAAAGAAAUCGUGAUCAGUCUCCGAACCAACAGAAGAAGAGGUCAGGUCAAGGCAGUCACAGAAAAAUGGAACUGCCCAUCAUAAAGCAAAACACAGACAUCAAUACUGGAUCACAGAAAGGAAAGACAAUCGUCCGACAAAUGACACAUUCUUCAGAGGACAGUAACAGCUUCUAUACUGAUGAAAAUGAAUUUGAUGAAACAAUGAAGCGAACAAGUAGAAAACAGUUCAGGGAAACAAGCCGAAACACUUUCUCACGGAGCAUGACGAACAUUGGCAGGAUUGAUAAUCCUCAAGCAAAACCCAGAGGUUUUCAAAGAUUAAAACAGAAUCUGAUAAAGGAUGAAUCUCCAACAUGUUACUCACUCAGCUCUUCUCUGAGUUCACUGAGUGACGCUGAGUUUGACGAACACAAAUCAAAAGCUCAGCAAAUAUGGUACAAAAACAGACACAACAAAACUCUAAGUAUGGCACAACAAUCGAAGUCUAUGACCAUUCACAGCCAAUAUGAGGAGCAAAGCUCACCAAGUUCUGUGAGCAUGGAUUCAGAAGACGACCUUCUUCAGAAGUGCAUAACAUCUGCCAUGCCCAAGCAGAGAAGGAGGCUCGCUGCCAGGAGGAAGAAGGCCGAAAAUUCGCAAAAACAAAAGCAAAAGGUCUCUGAUAGUUGGAACAUGGAUGAAGAAAUGGACAGUGACGAUAUGGCAUGGGAUGAAGAUUCUGACCUCAACAGUGUUGAAUGGCGGGCCAUACAGGAAGGUGCUAACUGUGUUGUCACUGGGCUACAGGCUUCCAGGUCUCAAGAACCAUCCUCUGAAGAGACUGAAUCAGUCCUGUCAUUCAUGUCAACGUCCAGCUUUACACCUAAAGAAAGGAAGUUUGCUAAAGACAAAAAGGCAAACAAACCUUUAGAUUUCGCACAGCGCAAGCCCGUUCCAAACUUACCAGUGGUUUUCAGAGGCAGAACAGUGAUCUAUACUCCGAAAAAAGAGACUGCUCCAUCACAGAGACCUCCUCCCAGAAAAGUGCCAACCAAGACAGAUGCUCCAAAGAACCCAGAUCUUGCUCAGCACAGAUCAAAGAGCCUCCACAGAUUAGGCCGCCCCCAGGACACAGAACUGUCUUUGCCAAAGAGGAGCUCUACUCCACCUCCAAGGAUACCAAAAAGUUCAUCCUCUGGAUCGUCACAAAGCUCUACACCAUCCAAACAGAGUCAGAAGAAGAUAACAUCACCAAUUCAGGCAAACAAAUCCAUUCAGAAAAAGAAUGCCACGCCAGUUAGCAGUCCACCAGCAAGGAGUCCCCCUGAAAGAAAGGGAAGGUCCCCUGUUGUGAAUCAAAAUGAAAAGUCCCCACCACCUAAAACUCAAAAGUCACCAGUUCGAAUCCCUUUUAUGCAAAAUUCUGGAAGACAACCCAGACCUUUGUCACCGCUGGUCACUAACCAAACAACCGACAUACAAACUAAUCAGGUCAAUGGGAAAAGGGUUCUACCCCCUAACCGGUAUGACCUUGUCAGGAUGACCUCUGUCCACUCAAAUGGUGGUGAGACUGAUCGAAGUGGAUUUUUAAGACAGCUGACUUUCAUUAAGGAAUCAAAGACUGCACUGAGACGUGAUGGAUCUGUCCACAGCAUGUCAAGCUCUCAAAAUGGAUCACCCCGCAGAGCAGUUCCUGGAGCGUCAGCUGUCUUCCUUUGCUCUUCACGCUGUCAGGAACUUAAAGCAGCUGUUCAAGCUCAAAGAAGGGUUCAAGUAAAAGGUGCAGAACCACCACAGCAGGUCCGUAGGAUAAACUCUGGCCUUCAGAAGCAGAGUACAGCCCUCUCCAGAGCAACCUCUAGUGAAAGGAAUUUAUCUGCUAGACGCCAAGCCAGGAGAACAAGUUCUGAAAGCCCCUGCAGGGUGGCUCAGCGAAAUGGGUCCAGCAGACUGUCCAGCACCAGGCAGCAACAAGACAAAGACACCUUUAAACGUCAUGCCUCGUCACCGAGCAUAAACAUACUGAGCCGAGUGACCAGCCGGUCUUCCAUCCGCUCUUCAUCAUCUGAUUCGAGUGGAAGGGCAAAGAGCGAGGAUGACACAAAGAAGAAAGGACAGAGAUCCUCGUCCACCUGGAGGAGAAUCAGGGAUGAGGAUGUACCUCAGAUCUUGAAGACUACUCUGCCAGCCAAUGCUUUACCUCUGGUGCCUUCUCCUGAUGGGGAAAAGCCAAAGCCACCAGUUCUUGCAGGUAAACUGCCUACCAUUCUUCUUGCAUCUCGCAAGACAAGUGAUGCAACAGUCCAGACGGAGGAUUUUACGAAUAACAAAACCAACUCGAGCACCUCUCCAUCCGUCGAAGCGGCUCCGGUUACGUCCGAAGAAGUGGCACGACUCAGCCAUUUCAAGAAGAUCUGUGCCUCCUCAGGGAGUAACCUCCUGGGUGGUGAGUCAGACGGUUCUCUGAGGAGCCAUAGCACCAUUUCUACAGGAACAGCAGACGGUCACGUGGGCGGAGCUGUCCAUUUCCGACAAGGAUCCCCCAGCAAGGCUGCACGAGUCACACCAUUCAACUACACCCCCAGCCCCAUGACAUGCUGCCUGCAGGACUCACAGAUCCAAGCUGCCACGGUCAGUGAGAAGUCAGGAGAGAAGAGAGAGUCGUAGGACGUUUUGUGGAUUACUGGACUCUACUGUGUCUCUACUGUUUCUACCGUGUCCCUGAAUGAAACUCUCAAACCCUCAGGUGGACAGACAAGGAGUGUGCUGACACUAUACCUCGGAUAUUGACCUUUAAGUUUCUCCAUUGAUCACAUAUUCAUGUUUUUCUGUCUGAACAGCUUCCAUCUACGCCUCCUACAGGGUUGGAUGUAUGCAUUGAAACAGGUCUGAUAUGAACGGACCGAUAUUAACUUUUAGAGAUGCACUUCAGGAAAACAUGUGGCCAGAUGAGGAAGUGCAUCUUUUUGUACUUGUUUUGUAUUUGUAGAAUAAUUAUUGCCUGGUAGAAAUGUAGAAAUAUUCAGCAAAAGACAAUGAAGUGGAUCUCAGCACAUGAAUCACUGUCGGUCUCCUGGACACAAUCUAAUGAUAUUAUGCAAAUACUCAGCUGGACUUUCACCUGAAAGAAUGUGCAGUCUGUGUUCGACGGACUUUUCAUGAAAGACACAAACGCAUUGACAUGUAAAGUAUUUUUUACAUAAGUUCAUCAAAGCUCAAACCAUUCAACUGUCAAUCAUUGCUGUUACAUAAUGAAACACUCCCUCAUAUUAAUAACAUUUUUUUAUUUAAAUUGUCCGUCUUUUAAAAACAUUAUUUAGACUGAGGUUUUUGUGGAUAAACUCCAGGAUUUUACACCUCAAUUCCACACAGCUUUGUUUGCACCGGACAUGGUUGAAAGUGCAUUCGUGCGGCAGAAGUUAAGAAAUGAUCAACUUUCCACACGGUGCCAUUAGUGUUGGCCAAUCAAAUCACAAUGAUAUGUGUAAUGCUGUGUUUCCAUCAUGGUACGGUACAGUUUGGAAUGGUACAAUCCUGUGGGUGUGGGCUGUGCCUGAUGGCCGCGUAGCACGACAUCAUACCAGUACGAGAACGACGGCACGGAAUCCGACUAGAGAUGUCAGUCUUUGUGUGAGAACAGACUGUGGGUACACCCACCCCUCUGCCAAUCAGCUGCCGUUCUAGCUCCGCCCUGAUCAUAACAUACAUUUUACUCUGGUUCCUAAAGGGAAGGGUGACAAAGAAGGCUGAUCCCGAGGUGACUUGCGUUUUUGUCGGACAUAGUUUCACCAAACAGCUAACACCACGUUACCAUCACUUUAGCAACAUUAGCAACUCUUGCUACAAAGUCGGCCACACCAGGCGUCAGCCACACCCACUUCAAAAGUUAUUAAUGUGAGGGAAUGAUUUAUGGAAAGACUUUGGGAUACAUUGAUGCUAACUGUGUGUUUUGUGAGUGAACAGUGUCCGCGCUGUCCUGUCUUCUAUGUUUUCAUCAGUGUUGUAAAUACCAGCCACUUAUUACAAACCCUUUCAAAGCUUCCACAACAGUUGUGCGUUGUUCUCCCGACGUGACAGCAUGCUAAUAUAUUCACAGACUGCUAAUGUGGUGGUGGACACAUAAUGACAGUGAGACACAUGAUGAGCAUUAACCGUCUGUAUUAUUGUGACCUAUAAUAACCUGUCAACAUACCAACAAAGCAGAUUCAAUGAGCACAUGUUUGUGUUUGCUACUUUAUUCAGGCUCCUACAGCUGUUUGGGUACUUCCUGUAAGGAUAUGAGAGGAUCUUGUGAUUGGAUGACUGUUGGCAGGUGUGGCCUCGAGAGGUUUUUAUAAUCGUGUUAAUAUCUGCUUUACUGUGUUGCUGUAAAAGUAGCGAUAGGACGAGAAGUCAAAUAUUAAGAAGAUGAAUAUUCUCUUGUACUAUCUCACUCCUCCUGCUCGCUCGGUCGCUCUGAGAUUAAAGACAGGACCAACAUUUAAAGUGAUAGUUUGUGAUUUUUUAAAUGGGGUUGUAUGAGAUAUGUAUGUUAGAUCUAUACAACUGAAGUUUCUAAACCACUCACUCUCCCACACUAAAGUCCAUAGAGAAAAUCGUGUGGUCACUUUGUGUCACUGAAGUCAAUCUGAACAAAGGAUUUCAAACACUGAAGUGAUAAAAUAAGAUAUUUGAACAUAGUGAUGGAGGCAGCAGUG